AUGGCAGCAGCAAAGAGCCGACCCUGUGCGGCAGGGAAGGCUAGAGCCUCCCUUGCCUCCGGCUUUGCAGGACCAACUACCUCUCGUGCAGCAGCAGCAGGCGCUGGAAGCGGUUGCUCUAGCGGGAAGGAGCCGCAAGUGCUGCUGCCUGUGCAGAGAUGUGCCUCUUUGGUUGCUGGGGGUCCGCACAGUAACGUGCAUGCAAAUCAGAGGAUUGGAAGCGGCAACAGCACUGCCUGGAUGCCUGCUCUUCAGGAUGUGGGGGGGGGGCCCUUAGAGGGGACUUCUUAUGAUCUCUCCUUCUUGCCGUUCGGAAUUGCGCCUUUUUCUCGCGCGGGAGGAGGCUCCGGGGGGGAAGAACUACCUUUCGAAGAAGCUGCCGCAGCGGCUUCCAAAGAAGAGGCAAGCGGCGGCAAUGCCACGCUUGCCGCGGGGGGGGUGGAUUUGGGGUGUAUCGACGGCGCGGAGGCAGGAGUCACCGUCGCAUGCGCAAGCCCGACAAAGGCGCGCCCUCUGAUCGCUCAUCAGUCUGCAGCAGCAGACGCAGCGGCGGCUUUGGAAGCAGGAGCCGCGUGCUGCGGAUCUACCGCUGCGCACAUGCAGUGUUGCAGCCCUCCUCGCAUCGGCGAUUCGAGGGCAGCAGAUUAG
Molecule: messenger RNA, 648 nt
Organism: Cyclospora cayetanensis
Lineage: Eukaryota; Apicomplexa; Conoidasida; Eucoccidiorida; Eimeriidae
Exons: 3
Coding region: 1-648 (215 amino acids)
Source: RefSeq, a predicted model, not a curated record